Messenger RNA from Contarinia nasturtii (swede midge), 1358 nucleotides. RefSeq lists its product as uncharacterized. The record is from RefSeq and is a predicted model, not a curated record. The coding region runs from base 125 to 1288 and encodes 387 amino acids. The transcript is spliced from 2 exons. Lineage: Eukaryota; Metazoa; Arthropoda; Insecta; Diptera; Cecidomyiidae.
GAAUUUGAGUUUUGUAUCAAAGUCCAAAUGGUUAUGAAAAAACAGAACAAGUAUAGCAUAACUUUUGAUUUAGUUUUUAAAUAAUUUAUGGCGAAUAGAUUUUGGUAAAAUAAAUAAAUGAAAAAUGAUAACCUUAAAUAUUGUGAGAAGUGGAGCCAUUCCAUUGUUUCAAUCGAAUAUGCUUCGAUUGCGAAUACCACAAACAUCAACAUUUGAAAUGACCCAAAGCAAAUCUACAAAUAUUGAUGUUCUUGAUAUAUUUACAACCAAAUUGUUGUCGCAGAAAUCAGCGUCACCCACAAAAUUUCAACCAACAAUCGAAGCGGAUAUAAAUCGAAGAUCAGAAAGUGAAACAAAAGCUAAGUUGAAAGUGGACGUAAACAAUGAUUCUAAAUAUAUGGUUAAUUGGAGUGAGGACGAACUCGACCGAAACUUAAUGGUCUCGAUGGAUUGUGAAGAUCGAAAAACGUUCGAUGAAAUCGUUGAACAAAUGUUAACAUUGAAGCGACUGCCCUCCGAAAAAUUAAUUGUACGUGUACUAUGUCACCUGUGCGACGAUAGUGAAAAUUCAAUGAACACAAUUUCUCAUUUAAUCGAUUUGUGUGGAGAGAUAAAUUUGGAAUUUUAUGCAAAAAAUUUGGAUUUUGAGCCAUUUCUUUCUCAACACUUAUGGAAAUGUCAAAGAUUCGAUGAUGCACUGAAUACACUGAAUUCAAUCUAUGGUGUAACAAAUAAAACUACAAAAAGCCUUAUUCUUCGAAAUUAUCGACAAAUUAUUUAUGAUGCUGUUAAGAAUCAAGAUGAAUCUAUAGUCGAUAAAGUUAUUUUUCACGUUACACAAAUCAAUGACCGUUAUAAUGAAUCGAUUUUGAUUAUUUAUACAUGGAGUGAUUGUUUUUUCAGUGAAUUAUUCAGAAAUCAAAAAAAAGCUGAAGCAUUAUUUAUAGCACAUGAUGUGAUUAGAACGGCUGUUUCAAAAGAUAUUGGAUGGAUUGCGUUAACCUUAUUAAAACAACACAAUAUCGAUGCCAUGCAUCGGUUAAUUGAACAAUGUCUUGCAGAAAAUUUAAAGAAGGAAGUUGGUAUAUGUUUGACAGCCCUUUUCGAUUAUCAUUAUUGGCGUAACGAUUUACGUGCAUGCUCCGAAGUGAUGAGCACCAGUUUGCGAUUGAAAACAAACGUAACAAGCAAUCAAAAUCAGAAACUAUUAAAUUUACUGCUUAAGAAAACACCAGAUGAAAAACCACCAUCCAAACCAUCUGGCUCUCGAUUCGAGUUCAAAUUUUAGUAUAUUUAUAGAAUUCCUUUUUUUUUAGAUCGAUUAAAAAACGAAAAAAAAUAUAUUUAAAAAGAAUUGA